Molecule: messenger RNA, 1168 nt
Organism: Mercenaria mercenaria
Lineage: Eukaryota; Metazoa; Mollusca; Bivalvia; Venerida; Veneridae
Product: galactoside alpha-(1,2)-fucosyltransferase 1-like
Exons: 1
Coding region: 9-1049 (346 amino acids)
Biological process (GO): carbohydrate metabolic process
Cellular component (GO): membrane
Molecular function (GO): galactoside 2-alpha-L-fucosyltransferase activity
Source: RefSeq, a predicted model, not a curated record
UGUCAUUAAUGGUGAAAAUUUCGAAAAAUUAUACUUCAGUAAUUUUUUCCACAUUGAUUAGUUUUGUUCUGUGUAUCACGAGUAUUUAUACAUGGAAAAGAGAUGUACUAAAAUAUACAACAGAUUAUAGUAAAAGCAGAAAGUGUAAUAAGAUUUUAUGGGAUAAAAAUGAGUUUAGUGAAUUUAUUUCAAAUGAACGUACUAUCAAAAACGUCGCAAAUAGUACGCCGAAAUAUCGGAACAAUUCUUGUCAGCGGUUUAUUGCGUUAAAUUCACCGGGCGGAAGAACUGGCAAUCAACUUUUUCAAAUUGCUGCUUUGUUUGGAAUAGCUUUUGAUUAUGACCUUGUUCCAAUAAUUAAGCCUUCAUUUCCUUUACUGAAAUAUUUUGAUUUGCCAAAUGUGUCUGAUGUGAAAUUAAAAAACUCGACCACAUGUGCACCACAGCUUCCUGGAAUCUUUCACGACUGUUUUAACAGUACUGAAACGGAUACAGUUCUAAAUAUGACUAUUCAUGGACUUUUCCAGUCCUGGAAAUAUUUCAAAAAUAGUGUGGACAGGAUAAGAACAAUUCUAAAAAUCAGACCAGAAUACUUGCAAACUGCGAAGUUAUUUUUAGAGGGUAACAAUAAAGAUGGACGCAAAAAUAUAUGUAUCCAUGUAAGGAGGGGAGAUAUGGCUAGAGAAUUCUAUGUUAAAAGAGGUUUCGCAGUAGUUGAUAUCAAUUUCAUUAAUAAAGCUAUUCAAUUUUGCGAGAUGAAUUUCAAAGACGCACUUUACUUUGUAUUAAGUAAUGAUAUUAAGUGGUGCAAGGAAAAUAUCAAGCGCAAAGUUGUUUUCAGCAAUUUUAAAGAUUCCGGGUAUGAUUUAGCCCUUAUGACGUUAUGUGAUCACGUUGUCGUAACUUCCGGUUCGUUUGGUUGGUGGGGUGCAUGGCUUUCGAAAGGAACGGCUGUUUAUUUCAAUGGCUAUCCAAGACCAGGAUCUCAGCAAGAUACACGGUUUUCACGCCAGGAUUAUUAUCCAUCCAAUUGGAUUGGACUAUCGUAAACUGCAAGUAUACACAAGACCGCCCGCCCACGAUUACAAGUUCAGAGUUCUUAAGUUCAGUUCAAGGCAAGAGCAUGUGUACUCCGUGGCGAUUCGGUCGCCGACAGCACGUCCGCAAU